This is a messenger RNA of Elgaria multicarinata webbii, 4060 nucleotides long. Its product is annotated as NACHT, LRR and PYD domains-containing protein 12-like. Lineage: Eukaryota; Metazoa; Chordata; Lepidosauria; Squamata; Anguidae. Gene Ontology annotation, molecular function: protein binding. The coding region runs from base 480 to 3167 and encodes 895 amino acids. The transcript is spliced from 11 exons. Gene Ontology annotation, cellular component: cytoplasm. The record is from RefSeq and is a predicted model, not a curated record.
GCUUACAUUGCAGUGCUCUGAACCGAAAGACCCCCCUUUUCCCCACCUCUUGCAAACUUUUGUCUCACUCUGUGGGUGCCCAGGAAUUGCCUAAGAAGCUGAGCAGAUGGGACAACUUUUCUGAAAAAAGAAAGCUGAGAAUUUAUCCAGCCAGCAUAGGGCAGAAAAAGAAGCCAGACGCCGCUGCCAGAGGCUUUAUCUGAAACGCCAAGAAAUCAAGGCGCACCUGGGGGCCGCAGUGACUUGCAUAUAUAUGCCUCAGAGAGCUAGGGAGAGUUUGUCAGAGGUUAACUGAUUACCCUGGCAAAAGCUCUGGUGUUUAUUGCCAGUGACUUCUCAGCCUUGCUGCCUAGAAUCCUAUUUGACCCCGGACCCACUCUUGACUACGCUGCCUGCUAAUCCUCUUGGACAACGGACCGGCUCUGGACACCUCUACCUGCUACUUCACACGAGUUGCAUUAUAGUGGGGUUGCUCCAAAAUGGAUUCUGACCAUAGAGGUGCUAUAACUGAAGAGGACAUCAAGGCCUUCGGAAAGCACCUUGAGAAUUUCUCACCAGGCAACCUAAGGAGGAUCACUGAGCACUUCCACCAAGACUUGAUUUAUGUCAUUGAAAAUGACGUUACCCGGGUGCUUCAGGGACUGGUGGCUGGGAGGGUCAUCACGGCUCGGGAAGCUCAGACUUAUGAAGACGUGGAGAAUCAGCAGGAUUCAACCAGAGCAGCGGAGAAGCUGGCUGAUAACUUUCUUUCUGGGAGCACAAAGAUGGUGAUUGGAGUCUGGAAGUGUCUGUUUGCUCUUAGGAGCAAGUGGUCUCAUCCCAACCUUGAUGGGAUGGUGGAAGAAAUCAUCCAGAAUGGUCCAGCUCUGUUAGAAGAGAUUACCAUGAAUGAAUGUGGACGCACCCUUGACCCGGAAGUCAAAGUUUGGCAAGAGGAACACAAAUCUCUUCUAUAUGAACAAACCAGACAUCUGAGAGAAGGCAGCAGAGAAGCACAACCCGAGGAGUCCUGUUUCCCCAUUGUCAGCCGCUACGUAGACCUAAAAAUGGUCUCGGAUAACAAGUUCAGGAAACGGAGCUAUCAGGAACAUGAGGCGCUGGCAGCUGCCGGUGAGCUGAAUGAGUUUCGCCUCCGCCAGAAAAUGCAGGUUGAUCUGGAGCGCAUCACGCCGGACCGGCUGUUCCGCUGGUGCUUUCGAUCAUGCCGCACACCCCGUUCCGUGAUGCUGAGCGGGGUGGCCGGAGUGGGCAAGACGACCCUGGUGCAGAAGUUUGUCUUUGACUGGGCAACGGGAAAACACUACCAAAAGUUUGCCUUCCUUUUCUUCUUCAAAUUCCGGGACCUCAAUGCUGUGGGGAAAGGGGCCACCCUCGAAGGCCUGAUCCAGCAACAGUACCCCAAGAUGCAUGACAAAGUUGGGAAAAUCCUAGAGGACCCAGAGAAAUUGCUCUUCAUCUUUGAUGGCUUGGAUGAGAGCAAAGACAAUCUGGAUUUGAGUUCCUCAGACCUCUGUGUCCAGCCAGGAGAUGUGAAACCAGUUAACGUGAUUGUAGCCAGCUUGCUGAAACAGAAGCUUUUGAAGGGAUGUUCCGUUCUCCUGACCAGCCGCCCGAGCAGACUCGUCCAUUUGGAGACAGGAGUCCUCCACAGAGUGGCCACUAUUGUGGGCUUCCUCUCUCAGGAAAGAGUGAGGUACUUCUACAACUUCUUUGGAGAGGAUGCGGUUGCCCAAAAGGCCUUGGCCCAUGUGAGGGACAGCCAAGUUCUGUACACCCUCUGUUACAAUCCCUCCUACUGCUGGAUUACCUGCACUGCGUUGCAACCUUGCUUCACCUCCAGUUCUGGACAGCCACAUGCUCUUCCCAUCACUGUGACUCAACUCUUCAUAAGCUUUGUGAAGCAUAUGGUGGCCAACCACACCAGGGGGCUCUCUGGGGACACAAAUGUACGGGAGAUACUGAGAACACUUGGCUCUUUGGCUGACUGGGCCCUUAACAACUACCUGCUUGUUUUUGAUCAGAACGCAUUGGAGGUCUUCAAUGUGUUGGUGUGUCAUCUCCCUACAUCCUUCCUGGUGGAGAACUUCCAAGGUGACUCCUCAUCCUUCCCGGUCACCUAUUCCUUCGUUCACCUCACCGUUCAAGAGUUUUUUGCUGCCCUUGUUCAUUACUUGGAUGGCGAGGAGGACAAUUUUGAAGAGACAAUGGUGGGAGUCAUACACAGCCAGGGUGGCCACUAUGAAAUUUUUCUCCGCUUCCUGUCUGGCCUUUCUCAUCCCACUACCAGGGCACCUUUGGAGGAAAUUCUGGGAACGUUCUCGCCAGUGAUCACUCAAAAAGUAAUUGAUUUAAUCAUAAAGAUGGACUGUAAAACUCUCCUGAGUACAAGGAGCCAGGAUGGUAAAAAGAGAGCCCUGAAUUUGUUCAAUUUGCUUUUUGAGGCUCAAAACAGCCAACUUGUGUGCCAGGUGAUGGGAAAUGCUGCCCGUGUGGACUUCUCCGGACUGAUCCUCACGCCUGUCGAUUGUGACAUCCUUGCGUACGUCCUGAGCUGUUGCAGAGGAGUUGAGCUCCUAAACCUUGAUUCCUGCUAUGUCCAAACUGAGGGGUUGGAGAAGCUCAGCCCUGAGCUGCACAAAAUCAGAGAACUGAGCCUCUGCAGUAAUUAUCUGAAGGAUUCAGCAGUGAAGCACCUCGGUUCUGCCUUGAAGCAUCCAGAGUGCCAAUUGCAGAGCCUGAGAUUGGCAAAGAAUGCGCUUACCGAAAAGUCCUGUGAAGAUCUGAGUCUGGUUCUCUCUCGGAAUCACAGCCUCUUAACCCUUGACCUGGCCAAGAACAAGAUGCAUGAUGAAGGCCUCUCCGUCUUGCUGGGAGUGUUCAGAAAUCCACAGUGCAAGAUACAGAAACUAGUCAUCCAGGAAAAUGCCUUGACAGAUGCAUCCUGCAAAAUACUAUGCUCUGCUCUUGCUGAAAACACCACCCUCACACAUCUGAACCUGAGUAGCAACCCUUUCACAGAUCGAUGCGCUAAUGAGAUGCGUAAUCUCAUCCUGACCUGUCGUGCUCUUAAAGAAAUCAGGCUGAACCUAAGUGACAUCAGUCCAGCGAUGGAAAAACAGCUGAAAAAACUUGAAAGUGACCGAGAAGACCUCAAGAUAUUAAUUUAAGCACUUUUUAUUGGAUCAUCCACCCAGCUCCACCCAUGAAGAGCCUUCUCUGUAGCUGCACUCACCCUCUAAAAACUUUGGAAGGCAGAAAAUGUGGCGUCUUUGAAAUGCUUGUUUCCCUAGGCUGUAAUUAAAUGGAUCAUACCGCUCUAUCUUGGAUUGUUUUUCAUAGAAUCAUAGAAUAGUAGAGUUGGAAGGUGCCUCUAAGGCCAUUGAGUCCAACCCCCUGCUCAAUGCAGGAAUCCACCCUAAAGCAUCCCUGACAGAUGGUUGUCCAGCUGCCUCUUGAAUGCCUCUAGUGUGGGAGAGCCCACAACCUCCCUAGGUCACUGGUUCCAUUGUCAUACUACUCUAACAGUCAGGAGCUUAAGUGGUUUUAAGCUUAGGUGCAUUCUCUGUUUGGUGCAUUCUCUUCCCCUUCUUAUUGUUUUAUUAUGAUUUUAUUAGAAUGUAAGCCUAUGCAGCAGGGUUUUGCUAUUUUAUUGUUUUACUCUGUACAGCACCAUGUACAUUGAUGGUGCUAUAUAAAUAUAAUAUAUAAAUAUAAUAAUAAUAAUAAUAAUAAUAAUAGGUGGUUUUAUUGGAGCUUGUGGUUUUAAUGUGCUUUUAUUGUGCUGAGAGAUUUUAUACUAUUCCGUGGUUUAUAUGUGUCCCAAAUAAAUCAAUAAAUCGUAGAUAUCAAGAGGAUUCCCUUGCACUCAGGAGAAAAAGAGCUGGUCAAGUACCUUCUCAAGCGGCUUGUGCAAUGGACAGAGAAUGAAAAGAGUCCUCAAUAAAAGGGAAUUGUUGAAUUGUGCUGUUUAAUUCCCUUAUCUGCACGUUAUUGAUUUGUAAGUGGCUUUGGCCCAAUGUAAUAUCAAUGAUGUUAACUAAAAUGUAUAAAAAUAAAUAAG